AAGCCUGACAAAUUGGAAAAUACUUCAAAGUGAAGAGAAAAUUCACUUCACAAGAACUGAGCUCUGCUUUCGUUGGCUUUACAUUUUUAUUUGUAUUAAUAACUGAUUAGUGUCAGAUCAUCUCCAUAGUCUACCGUGGUGAAAUUAUUAGGUUAAAGCUGGAAAAAAUGAAACAAUUAAAAAGAAAAAGAAAAAGCAAUUUUAGCGUUCAGGAAACUCAAACGCUCCUUAAGGAAAUCAGGAAAAGGAGAGAAGUACUCUUCUCAAAGCAACUUAAUACAACAAUUAAUGAGAUGAAACGUAAAGCUUGGGAGGAAAUAGCGGAGUGUGUAAAUGCUGUAGGUGAAGGAGAGCAAAGAACAGGGACAGAAGUGAAAAGGCGAUACCUUGACUGGAGAGCACUCAUGAAGAGAAAACGUCUGAAUGCAAACAUCAAAGUAGUAGGUGCUGGGUUUCACCUUCCUUCAUCCAACUUAGAUGACUCUCUCAAUGAAGACAUGGAUGAGAAAAUGGGCUUUGCAAUUGAAUCUAGUUUUGAGUGGCAGAAUAUCACCGACUUCAGAGAAGCCGGUGGGUCUUUAACAGAAAUCAAAGUAGAAGAGGAAGAGGAAGACCCGCAGAAUUUCGAAUUUCCUAUUGAGGAAGAAGAAGAAAUUUUGUCAUCGGUUUUGCCGGAUUCAAAGAAGGAAAACGACCUACCAGACUUCCCUCACAUUGAGGAGUUUGGAAAUCUAAGCUCUGCCCAAGCUAGGCUAGCCUACGAAGAUUCUCACUUGCUUAUGAAUCUGGAGAAGCAGAAGGUGGAGCUGGAGAAGCAGCGACUAGACAUUGAAGCUGAAAGGUUGCAGGUGGAGAAGGAGCGGCUGCAGAUCGAAAAAGAGCGGCUGCGGCACGUGGACCUGGAGCGUGAGAGACUGCAGAUCGAGAAGGAGCGACUGCAGAUCGAGUGGGAGAAACUCAGGCUAGAGACUCUGCACGCUGAAAAACCUGCCCUGGAAAACGACCUCACCCAAACAGAAAAACCCGUCAUACAGCCUCUGGAUCUAGAAACUGAAAAGUUAAAACUUGAAAAAGAACGUUUGCAGCUGGAGAAGGAGAGGCUGCAGUUCCUCAAGUUCGAGUCGGAGAAGCUGCAGAUUGAGAAGGAGCGCUUGCAAGUGGAGAAGGAGCGCCUUCGAAUUCAGAGAGAGGGUCACUUGCAGUGA
Molecule: messenger RNA, 1205 nt
Organism: Merops nubicus (carmine bee-eater)
Lineage: Eukaryota; Metazoa; Chordata; Aves; Coraciiformes; Meropidae
Gene: MSANTD4
Product: Myb/SANT-like DNA-binding domain containing 4 with coiled-coils
Exons: 2
Coding region: 168-1205 (345 amino acids)
Source: RefSeq, a predicted model, not a curated record